Aegilops tauschii subsp. strangulata is the source of this 2051-nucleotide messenger RNA. RefSeq names its product protein FAR1-RELATED SEQUENCE 5. NCBI's taxonomy places the organism in Eukaryota, Viridiplantae, Streptophyta, Magnoliopsida, Poales, Poaceae. The record is from RefSeq and is a predicted model, not a curated record.
GACCCGGUGCUGGUGGGCGUGCGGGUGCGGGGGAGGAGGGGGCUCGUGGUCGCCGAGCCGGGACGUGGCCGGCGGCGGGAGCGCGGCGGCCAGGAGGAGGAGCAGCAGUCGCCGUUUCGCCGGAGAUAAAUUGGGUGGUGUGCAAUGAAGGGGAUGCCUCAAGUUGGCAUGUUCUUUGAAAGUUCAGAGGAGGCUUGGCUGUUUUGGAGAGCAUAUGGUGGUCGUGUUGGCUUUGAUGUGAGGAAAAGGUACAACAAUGUGAGCAAAUUUGAUGGUAAGGUAACCUCUUGCAGAUUUGUUUGUGCCAAUGAAGGUCAUCGCAAAAAGGGGCAAAGAGAAUUCAUUCAGAAGUGCUUUAGAGCUCAAACAAGAACUGAUUGCAAAGCUCGGAUGAGUCUUACAUUGGAUCAAGAGUCCGAAAACUUGGAAAUCACUGAUGUAGUUCUUGAACAUAAUCACCUCCUUCACUUGCCACAAACCCGCCACCUGAUGGCUUCCCAAAGGAAAAUUUCAGAAUUUCAAGCUUUUGAAAUCGAAGCCGCGGAUGAUUCUGGAAUUAGGCCUCAAGCUGCAUAUGAGCUUGCUACUCGUCAAGUUGGUGGACCACUUAAUCUCGGAUACACUCCUCGUGAUCACAGAAAUCAUUUGCAAAGCAAGAGGCAGAGGGAGUUGGCUUUUGGUCAGGCGGGCAGCAUGUUAAAGUAUUUUCAAGACAAAAUUGUUGAAAAUCCAUCAUUUCAAUAUGCUUUGCAACUAGAUUGUGAGGAGAAUAUAUCAAACAUUUUCUGGGCUGAUGCUAAAAUGAUGUUAGACUAUGCACACUUUGGCGAUGUUGUCACAUUUGACACUACUUUUGGCACAAACAAGGAAUAUAGGCCAUUUGGUGUUUUUCUUGGGCUCAAUCAGUUUAGGGAGACUAAAGUUUUUGGUGCUGCACUGAUGUUUGACGAAACAUUAGCCUCAUUCAAAUGGCUCUUUAAAACUUUCCUAGGUGCGCAUAAUGGAAGACAACCAAGAACUAUUUAUACCGAUCAAGAUUAUGCAAUGGGUAGAGCUGUAGAGGAUGUGUUCACAGAAGCAUAUCAUGGACUGUGUACAUUUCAUAUAAUGCAAAAUGCUGUCAAACAUCUAUCUCCGAUUAAGGGUGAAGACGAAGAUGAGGGUGAAGAGAAAGAGGAGGGUGAAGACAAAGAUUAAGGCGAAGAAUCACAUAUUCUCAUAGAUUUUAGUGCUUGUAUGUAUGGCUAUGAGGACAAGGAAGAGUUUGAAGAAGCAUUUGCCAACAUGAGGUUAAAGAUGCAUAAGCAAACUUGGUUCGAUAGUAUCUACAAGGUAAAAGAAAAGUGGGCUGAAUGUUUUAUGAGAGACGUCUUCAGUUUGGGAGUGAGAAGCACAAAAUUAAGUGAGAGCUUCAACAAUUCAUUGAAGAACCAUUUGAAAUCUGAUUUCCAUAUUGUUAGAUUUUUAAAGCAUUUUGAAAGGAUAGUGGAACAAAAAAGAAACAAAGAGCUGGAAUCUGAAUUUGAAGCAAGAAAAAACAUACCAAGAAUCAAGAUGAGCACGCCUAUGUUGGUACAAGCAAGCAAAGUGUACACUCCAACCAUUUUUGAAGCUUUCCAAAGUGAGUAUGAAAGAUCCAUGGCUGCAUGUAGUAGAGUAUUGGAUGGAAACAAAUAUGUUGUUGCUAUUGGUAGUUUGCAUGGUGAUUCAACUUUUGAGGAUGAGCGCAUAGUGAUAGGUGAUCCUUUUAACCAAACAGCAACAUGCACUUGUGGAAUGUUUGAAAGGGCAGGAGUGUUGUGUGGACAUGGAUUGAAAGUUCUUGAUUUGAUGAACAUAAAGACACUAGCAACACAUUAUGUCUUGAAGAGAUGGACUAGGUAAGCACGCAAAGGAAGUAUAUUGGAUAGGCAAGGAAGGAAUGUGGUAGAAAAUCCAAAACUGAAAGCUAUGCUUCGGUACAAGGAACUAUCUCAUAAAUUUCUUAGUAUGGCAUUUAAAAUAGCCUACUCUACAGAAUGUUGUGUGCUAUUAGAAAAUGCACUUGAUCA